AUGGCACUUCAGCCACCACUUCCGAGUAGUGAACUCUCGUUCACCUCUCGGCUGAAUUCGGUGGUGGCUAAGAGCCGCCUUGGGAAGCGUUUUAAGCUUGUAGAGCGCGGUACUACUUUUACAACCGAGUUACGUGCCGGUACAGCCACGUUUCUCACCAUGGCCUACAUCCUUGCCGUCAACGCCACCAUCAUAGCCGACUCCGGCGGCACUUGCUCCGUUUCCGAUUGCACCCUUCUAUGCUCUGACCCAAAAAUUCCCCUCACCCAAUGCCCCACCAAUCUUCUCAUCCAACCCGACUCCUCAUGCAAGUACCCGCCCGUCAACCCGGGUUACGCAGCAUGUGUCGAACGAACGCGCCAUGAUCUCAUCGUGGCCACUGUCAUAUCCUCCCUCGUGGGUUCCGCCAUAAUGGGCGUGUUCGCGAACCUUCCAUUGGCUCUCGCUCCAGGUAUGGGUGCCAACGCAUACUUCGCCUACUCCGUGGUCGGGUUUCACGGGUCGGGUUCCAUACCCUACCGAACAGCAUUAACCGCUAUAUUCCUAGAAGGCUUGAUUUUUCUUCUAAUCUCCGCCGUUGGAUUCCGCGCGAAGCUCGCGAAACUCGUUCCGAAACCCGUCCGAGUUUCCUCCUCUGCCGGAAUCGGUCUCUUUCUGGCCUUCAUUGGGCUUCAAAGCAACGAAGGCAUUGGGCUCAUCGGGUUUAGCCCAUCAACACUCAUCACACUCGGAGCCUGCCCGAGAGAUAAACUAACGGCGUUAGCUCCCGUCACAACAAUAAACGGAACCGUCAGUUUAAUCCCUGGCGGCGCCGUCUCCGACAAGAUACUAUGUUCCGGGGCCCGCAUGGAGAGCCCCACCCUAUGGCUAGGUCUGGUCGGGUUCAUGAUCAUAGCGUAUUGUCUGAUGAAAAACAUAAAGGGCGCUAUGAUAUACGGCAUCGUCUUCGUAACCGUGAUCUCGUGGUUCAGGAACACGCCUGUUACGGUGUUCCCAAACACGGAGUUGGGCGACGCGGGGUAUAAGUACUUCAAAAAGGUUGUUGACGUGCACGUGAUUAAAUCCACGGCGGGGGCGCUGAGUUUUGAUCACAUGCGGAAAGGUGCAUUUUGGGAGGCACUCUUCACGUUUCUGUACGUUGAUAUAUUGGACACGACCGGGACUUUAUAUUCGAUGGCUAGAUUCGCCGGGUUUCUCGACAUGAACGGUGAUUUCGAGGGUCAAUAUUUCGCGUUCAUGUCUGACGCGUCGUCGAUCGUGGUGGGGUCGUUGCUGGGCACGUCGCCAGUGACGGCGUUUAUCGAGUCAUCAACGGGGAUACGCGAGGGGGGACGGACGGGGCUUACGGCGUUAACGGUGGCGGGAUAUUUCUUCUUGGCGUUUUUCUUCACGCCGUUGCUGGCGUCAAUUCCGCCGUGGGCGGUAGGGCCGCCGUUGAUCUUGGUGGGGGUGAUGAUGGUACGAUGCGUGGUGGAGAUUGACUGGGAGAAGAUGAAGGAAGCGAUACCGGCGUUUGUGACGAUUUUGUUGAUGCCGUUAACGUACUCCAUAGCUUAUGGUUUGAUAGGGGGCAUUGGAACGUACCUUGUGUUGCAUGCGUCGGAGUGGGGAGAGGAGUUGGUGAGGAAAUUUAUGAGGAAGGAGAAGAACUUGAAGGAGGUCUCAUCCAUUGUUCAUGAUCAUCAUCAACCAGGAGAUCAUAAACCUAUUGAAGUGUAG
Molecule: messenger RNA, 1719 nt
Organism: Sphenostylis stenocarpa
Lineage: Eukaryota; Viridiplantae; Streptophyta; Magnoliopsida; Fabales; Fabaceae
Source: the annotation of a GenBank genome assembly